CGCGCGCGUUCCAAGAUGGCCGCGGCCAGUGCGGCCGGACCGGUAGGGAAUGUGUUCCCGUUCCGCGAUGCCCGCGCCGCGCCAGACCCAGUGCUGGAGGCCGGCCCGGAGGCACACGGGCCACUGCCAGUGCCACUGGUGCUGGACAACGGGUCGUUCCAGGCCCGCGCCGGCUGGGCAUGCCCCGGGCCGGACCCGGGCCCCGAGCCGCGCCUGCAGUUCCGCGCUGUGUGCGCCCGCGGGCGUGGCGGGGCUCGGGGCGGAGCGGGCCCGCAGGUGGGCAACGCGCUUGGCAGCCUGGAGCCGCUGCGCUGGAUGCUGCGCUCGCCCUUCGACCGCAACGUACCGGUCAACCUGGAGCUGCAGGAGCUGCUGCUUGACUACAGCUUCCAGCACCUGGGUGUCUCCUCACAGGGCUGUGUCGAUCAUCCCAUAGUUUUGACAGAAGCUGUGUGCAACCCGCUGUAUUCUCGACAAAUGAUGUCCGAGCUUCUUUUCGAGUGCUAUGGGAUUCCUAAGGUUGCCUAUGGAAUAGACAGCCUCUUCAGCUUCUACCACAAUAAGCCAAAGAACUUGAUUUCCAGCGGGCUCAUCAUUUCAUCUGGAUACCAGUGUACCCAUAUUUUACCCAUCUUAGAAGGGAGGUUAGAUGCUAAAAACUGCAAACGCAUCAAUCUGGGGGGAAGCCAAGCAGCUGGCUACCUCCAGCGUCUCCUGCAGCUGAAAUACCCUGGGCAUCUGGCAGCCAUCACUCUGAGCCGCAUGGAGGAGAUCCUGCACGAGCACAGCUACGUUGCUGAAGAUUAUGUGGCAGAACUGCAGAAAUGGCGGUGCCCUGAUUAUUACGAGAACAACGUCCACAAGAUGCAGCUCCCGUUUUCCAGCAAGCUCCUGGGCAGCACUCUGAGCUCCGAGGAGAAGCAGGAACGGCGGCAGCAGCAGCUGCGGCGCCUGCAGGAGCUCAAUGCCCGCCGGCGGGAGGAGAAGCUACAGCUGGACCAGGAGCGGCUGGACAGACUGCUCUGCGUGCAGGAACUUCUAGAGGAUGGCCAGAUGGAUCAGUUUCACAAGGCUCUGAUAGAGCUGAACAUGGACUCCCCAGAAGAGCUGCAGUCCUACAUACAGAAGCUCAGCUCGGCCGUGGAGCAGGCUAAGCAGAAAAUCCUUCAAGCAGAAGUCACCCUCGAGGUGGAUGUGGUGGACAGCAAGCCAGAGACCCCUGACCUGGAGCAGCUCGAGCCGACUCUGGAAGACGUAGAAAGCAUCAAUGAUUUUGAACCCUUGUUUUCGGAGGAAACCCCUGAGGUGGAGAAGCCAGUCGCCACUGUCCAGCCCGUGUUUAACUUGGCAGCCUAUCAUCAGCUGUUUGUUGGGACAGAAAGAAUUCGGGCUCCAGAAAUUAUCUUCCAGCCGUCUCUCAUCGGGGAAGAGCAGGCGGGGGUCGCAGAGACCCUUCAGUACAUCCUGGACAGGUACUCCAAGGACGUUCAGGACAUGCUGGUUCAGAACGUUUUCCUCACCGGUGGGAACAUGAUGUACCCUGGGAUGAAAGGUAGAAUCGAGAAGGAGCUGUUGGAGAUGAGGCCCUUUCAGUCUUCUUUUAAGGUUCAGCUUGCCUCCAACCCGGUGCUGGACGCUUGGUACGGCGCUCGGGACUGGGCCUUGGAUCACCUGGAUGAUGACGAGGUCUGGAUCACCAGGAAGGAGUAUGAAGAGAAGGGAGGAGAGUACCUCAAGGAGCACUGCGCGUCCAACAUCUAUGUCCCCAUCCGCCUGCCCAAGCAGGCCUCACGCUUCUCAGACGCCCAGGCCCCCGGCAAAGGCUCGGGGGCCAGUGGAGGCGGCGCUGGCGAACAGGCUUAGCAGGGGCCCUCUGGGACCCGGGGCCGUGUCGGCCAGCAUGAUGGUCGGCGGCUGUGCCAGCUGUUGUCCACUCUGAGCCCUCUGGUAGUGCUGGGGUGCAAGCACUGGGGAGAGCAGUGAAGGGACACUGGGAGUUACUCUUGGAACUGCAUUCACUUGGGGCUCCUGCAACGAAGAGACUUUAUGUGACCUUCUGGUGUCUUCGCUGAACCACGGAUGAGCUGUGGCAUCGGCUUUCCGCAGCAGUAAAUGAAGACCGGGUGGAGGACAGCGAUGUACAAAAUGUAAAAAUUGUAUUUCUUCAUUUCAAAAACAUCUUUUUUUAAGAAAAUCCCUAAAAAAAAAAAAUCCUUUAAAAUUCAUACUAUCAGUGUAGAUGUUCUUCUGACUUUAUUCAGAAUCGUGUGAACGCCCAGUAGGUGGAGGCCUUUCGCACAUGUACAAAAAAUGGUGAUGUUGGUGUGACGAAAGCAGUCACCCACGAAAUCUCAGGAUCCUGGAUUUAGGGUGGGCCCUCCAUCCAGUGACUGGUGUCCUUGUAUAAGAAAUGACACAGGGGAGAAGGCCAUGCGAAGACAGAGGCGGAGACUGGAGUAAGGUGGCCACAAGCCAGGGAACGCCAGAAGCCACCAGAAGCUGGAAGAGGCAAGGAAGGAUUCUCCCCUUUCAUAGGGAGUAUGGCCCGGAUGACCCCUUGAUCUGGGUGUCACCGAUGCAGAACUGGGAAAAGAUAAAUUUCUGUUGCUUUAGCCACCACGUUUGUGAUCAUUGGUUAC
Herpailurus yagouaroundi (jaguarundi) is the source of this 2639-nucleotide messenger RNA. It is a transcript of the gene ACTR5, whose product is annotated as actin related protein 5. The record is from RefSeq and is a predicted model, not a curated record. NCBI's taxonomy places the organism in Eukaryota, Metazoa, Chordata, Mammalia, Carnivora, Felidae. The coding region runs from base 16 to 1863 and encodes 615 amino acids. The transcript is spliced from 9 exons.